UGUGUGUGUGCGUGCUUCAUUUAUCUUUGUUUGUCUGUACAUCCAUCUGUCUGUCCGCAGCUUAAGGAUAAAGGAGAUGCUUGUUUUUCCAUGAUGCAAUAAGUGACUUACAUUUAACAGAUCUCUGAAAUGUUUGACAGUGUUAAACAAAGUCACUGAUGGAAAUAGACACAUGCGCGCGCACAUGCGCACGCAGUGUGUCACUCAGUGGCAUAUCAAAUCAAAGAAUGUCCUGUCUGCUUUGCAAGUUGUCUCACAUGGGAACACAGGGAACAUAAUUUUCAGCAUGACAUUCAGCAAAAGCGAUCUACUUCAGAAAUGCAGAUUUGCAUGAGGUUAUGAACACAAUGUUCUUAUGUGAUAAGUUUCUUGUACAAGAUAGCAGAUUACGUCAUUGCCAUGGCAUCUCUCUCAGCACUCCUAAUUCACAGCAGGACUACAGCGCUCGCUUGAAGCAGCAGUUGUGUCAAAGUGGGAGUGAGGCUAAGAGGACAAAAAGCCAACAGACAUUUUUGAUGCUUUUAAAGGUCAUGCCAAAUUUUUCUGACCUCAUUGUGUCUUUUUUGUUCACAGGACACAGGUGAGACUCGAAAGCCUCGAGGACUGUCGCGUCCUGGAAGACCCAAACAACGACUCCAUGUCAGACACCCAUGGCUGCCCCGCUUACGUCAGCCCGGAGAUCCUCAGCGGCUCAGCGCCUUACUCCGGCAAGAUGGCAGACAUGUGGAGCCUGGGAGUCAUGCUAUACACCAUGCUGGUUGGCCGCUACCCCUUCCACGACCCAGACCCGGCCACGCUUUUUUCCAAAAUCCGCAGAGGCCAGUGCUGUUUGCCAGAGGGCUUGUCAACCAAGGCCAAAUGUCUGCUCCAGAGCCUUCUGAGGAAAGAACCCUGGGAGAGACUCACGGCAGCCGAGCUGCUCGUCCAUCCGUGGUUCCACCAGCCGCCUUCGUCGCAGGAAGGGGUCCUGGGUGAACAGGAAGUGAGCUCGGCGGAGCAGAUGGUGCCAUCCUUUGACGUCGAAGAGGAGGAUGAUUUGUUCUGCUGACGGACUUGAUUCAGCAAAGUCUGGCUAAGGGACCAAAACAAAAUGAGGGAUUCAUCGUCAUUUUUUUUCUUUACAUUGGCACUUUUUAGAAAGUCAGUUGUCUACUGUUGUGUGUACAUACACCCUCAAACUUUCGACUAAAACUUACUGUACUGUAUUUUGUUGUCGUAUAUGUGUUACUUGCUAAGGGCAUUGCUCACAAUGAUCAUUCAUUGUGUUUCUAUGCGUUUUUGAAAUUAUUUGGUGCUAAAAGAAAUAACAAGGACUCAAACUUGCCAGAUUAUGUUAAGAAAAUAAUCUCUGCAGGCUGUGAUGGGUGAAUCACAGAGAUGUGACUCAUGGCAAACAGUGGUCACCAGCGCCUGGACUCAUAAGGCUCCAGAAAGCAGUAGAUUAUUCCUGAAGGGGAGGCGAGGAUAUCAGGAUGUUGCUCCUCUCACCCUCUGACCGGGCUGGAGGCUUCAGCGACUGACUCACCAAGCGGCUUGAGGAAGGCCUUCACACAAGCCUGACGUCUCACAUCAGGCGGUGACACAGAGUGCGAAAGAUGCUCCGCAGCGGACUGAUGCGUCACACUCUGCGUUACGCCACGACAGUGUCUCGAUGCCAAUCUGCCAACCUCUCAGCAAAUGGAGAGCAUUUACAAAUCUCACACCAUGCACAGAAGGUUGAGAAAGGCAGGGUGUUACUGGUGCAAGACUUACGAGAAAAGUGGGACGAGUUUGUCACACAAACACAUUCUCAGAAAGUGUGACGCUAGGCCAACAGUUAAAACGAAAUCCUUAAGCUUUUAUUUGGAAGCAUGCUCCAUACUGUAUAUUUAAUGUAAAAGUGUCGAUUAACAGGGUCGAACCUUGUCAAUUUCACUGUGUCUGCUCUGCUUGCAAUUAGACACAAAUCCAAAUUUAACACUAAAGCAUAUGGUUUAAAAAUAAAAGCGAGCAAUUCGGGUUUUAAAGCCUCAAUCAUCUGCCUCAGCAGAAACAGAGGUAGGAGACAGAUGUUGAAUUCCUAAGCCUAUAGCCAUUUUACAGGGACAAAGUGAAAACACAGAGAAUUCAAGAGGUAUUUCCCACCGGUACAGUCUGCCUUUUCUCUCAGUCCAACAAUACCUGUAUUAUUUAAAGAAAUAUCCAGUUAAAGAACAACCAAAUCAAACAUAUUACAGAAAAACGAAGAGAUUUGGACUCGUUCACUUCAUUUCUGUUGGAACAUUGUAUCAAGCUGUGUUGCUUUAACAGGGCCAGGCUGUGCUGAGUGUUGUGCCUGUAUCACUGUGUUUCAUAAACUGAACGGCUCUGAAUCAGUCACAGUCAGGCGAUGUUUGAUGUUGGUUGUCUGAUGAUGACUCAACGCUCGAGCGUGUCUGCAGAGAAUGGUCCUGACCUUGGCAGGAAGAAUCUGUUCCGACUGUUUCACCUCUUUAAUGGUACAUUUUCUUUCCCUUUCCUUUUUUAAAAUUUUUUUAUUUCUGCCGUUGAAAGCUGUGGAUCCACGGAGACUAGUCAUCUGAGUUAGGGACAUGAUGUACCACCUUCUAAAUGAUCUUUUCUUUGGAUUGUGACAGACAGAUGCAGCGUUUCAGUGACGUUUAGCCUUACUGCAGGUCUGCAGCCAGCUAUUUCAAUCUGGUACAAUAAUUUUGACAAUGGUACUAAAUCUGGCAUAUCUGAGGAGCGCUGUGCAUUUGGUCAAGCAGUAGGCUAAUACCACGUUUCAAUAUUUCCUCUCGUCUGCCUGAAAUACCAGAUUAGAACAGACUUGUGACAAUCUGGGUUGUUCCUCACAGAGAAAGUAAUUUAUGAGGUUUAGGAUUUUCAUUAGUGAGUCACACGUUCAUGUGACGUGUAGAGUGAACGGACACGGGUGCACAAACUUCAUAUUGCACUGUGAAUUAUGUAUUUGUGACAGAACCUUUGGGCUUUUUAUUGGUCAAGACAGGUUACACACAAGAGUUAUAUUCAUUGUAUAAAAAGAUGUAAAUAUGUACUGUAUAUUUGAAACAUGUGUGGAGAAGUUGAAUAAAAAUCAGUUUUUCAUUUUCA
Paralichthys olivaceus (Japanese flounder) is the source of this 3093-nucleotide messenger RNA. The record is from RefSeq and is a predicted model, not a curated record. Lineage: Eukaryota; Metazoa; Chordata; Actinopteri; Pleuronectiformes; Paralichthyidae.